Molecule: messenger RNA, 1264 nt
Organism: Gossypium arboreum
Lineage: Eukaryota; Viridiplantae; Streptophyta; Magnoliopsida; Malvales; Malvaceae
Product: LOB domain-containing protein 39-like
Exons: 2
Coding region: 439-1053 (204 amino acids)
Biological process (GO): regulation of gene expression
Source: RefSeq, a predicted model, not a curated record
UAAAGUAAAAUGAAAUCCAACGGCGCAACAUAUAGAAAAACAAAGAAAGAAUAAAAAGGAAGCGGAAACACGUAGCCGGUCGUGCCCAGAGUUGUGGAAAAUAUUCCUUUCCUCUCUCGAUUACCGCACCACCACCAUCACCAUCACAACAUAAACUCUUUAACCUAACCAUGGUUAGUUUUUAACUCAAAUCCACCUUCAUCACCUUAAUUUAAUUUAAUACCACCACCACCACCCUUACAACCUUCCCUUACGUCCCACUUUCUCAUUGCUAUAUUAGUAUUAACCCUCUUAGCCUCUGCUUACAAACUUUCACUUCACUUCCUUUGCUUCACUUUCAAGUAUUCUCUUCUUCUCCGAUCAACAAAACAAAAUCUGGGUCUUUUUUUUUUUUGUUUGAAUCGGAACGGUGGUGGUGAGUUGAAGAAGAACAAAAAAAUGAGCUGCAAUGGCUGCCGAGUUUUACGAAAAGGAUGCAGCGAGACAUGUGUGUUACGGUCGAGUUUACGGUGGAUUGAAUCGGCUGAAGCUCAAGGCAACGCUACCUUGUUUCUCGCUAAGUUUUUUGGCCGGAGUGAUCUCCUUUCGCUUAUCUCCUCCGUCCCUGAAUCUCAACGUCCCGCUUUGUUUCAGUCUUUAUUGUUUGAGGCAUGUGGACGAACUGUGAAUCCGGUGAACGGAGCGGUGGGGUUGUUAUCGAGUGGUAACUGGCAUAUCUGUCAAGCGGCGGUGGAAACGGUUCUUCAGGGCGGAGCUUUACGACCAAUUUCGGCUGGAUCCUGGACACCGAGUUGUGACGAGUCAUCAGAUCGUUUCUGUGUUAACUCGUGCAACUUUGAAUCGAAGCCGUUAACGACGACGAUGAUGAUGACGGGGAAUCAAUCGGUUUUGACGGCGCCGUCGGAUCUUAGCUUGUCUGUGACGGCUAAGUUGGGCGGAGAAAUGAGAACUAAAACGGCGUCCUUAUAUUCAGAAGAAUCGGAGAUUACCACUCUUGGAAGCAAUGGAAAUGAAGAAACCCAAGACACAAAAAUUUUGAAUCUCUUUGUUUAAGAAAAAUAAUUACUUUUUUUAUAUAUAAAAAUUUAUCUCUUUUUUAUAUAUAUAUAUAUAUAAACUGCCCAUGUAGUCAAUACUUAAUAAUGAAGAAAAUAAUAUUAUUAGCAUAAACCCUUUUUAUUUUUUUUUCCAAUUUUUAAUUAUGAAAUUGUUUGUUUUAUAAUCGAGCCGAGUUCGAACUUAAUUCAAAAGUCGUUGUUUGAAA